UGUCGGCGACACGAAACCUGCGUGAUUCACGGCUAUUGACUUACAGGAAGUGGACAUACUCGAUGAGGACGGGGACCUUCGGAGUCGACUUAUCCGUUGCUAGGGCGCGAAGGUCAGCUGGGAAGGGUAAUGCAUGCAAUAGACCGCUGUCUUGCACGAUCCGCUCUCCAGAAUUAGCGCAGGCGAGAUUUGGCUGGGUCCGAAAUUUACGGCGAUGUGAAUACCUAAAGAGAGGUCUCUAUUCUUCCUCGCCGCACGGACAUAUUCCUGUAUAUAUCCUAUGACCUCGACGGUCGUGCACGUUCCCGCCGCCAUCGUACUGCUCUCAUCAUGGCCCGCUCGAAGUUUGUCUGGCGGUGCUCUCAGCCAGGAUGUCCCAACCCCAACUACCCAAAGCGCUUCAAGCCAUCGAACUGCCGGUCGGCCAAGGGCCCUGCGGCGAUAAAAUGCAUGAGGCAUGGUUACAAGUACCAUUACAAGAAGGUCACCGUACCCUGGAAAGGCGGCACGCGCACCCUCCUGCGCAACAGCAACGGAUACUUCGACUGCCCAUGCGGCGCAAAGCCGCACGCCCGGCGGCACAGCCAGCACAUGCGUGCACUCUGCGAGCGCAACCCACACCCUCACCCGAACGAUGUCGGCAUCAGUCGUGACACCGAUACUGAGGACGACCAAAGCGACAGCGACGACGACAGCGAAGACGGCUUUGGGGGAUUGGACGACAACAACGCGUCAGGCAAUGGCAUCAUUGAGAUAUCCAGCAGCCCCGUGCGCGCAUCGCGUCGCACAAGGCGUUCUGCGCGCUCAGUCUCUUCCACAUCCACGCGCGUUGACGCCUCUGCCGGACCUUCAGGCUCCGCGUUGACGAAGACGGGCCACGCGCAGGGUUCACGCUCGACGUCCACGGUUACCAUACAAAAGCGCAAGCGCUCUCCAGCGCGUGGUAUACCCGAAGACACCUCGGACACCGACGAGGACGAUCCUGAGAUCAUUGCGUUGGAGGCAGAGCUGGAGGAGCGACGUGAGGCACGCCGAAGGCGCCUUCGCCGCAAACUCGCCCGCUACGACAAGACGGGUCGCAAGCACUGAGUCCGACUCUGGCGCUGAUUUUGUGCAAUCUUGCUACUAUCUUGGUAUUCUUGUCCGUCCCCAAGGUCUAGGUUCGACCUUCGUUGUAAUUCUAUUCUUCCUCCCCCUGUCGUACUUAGCCAUGUUGAUUUUUACUGGGUUUCUCCGAUCCCAGGCAAGAACAUGCGCUGCCCCCAAAGUUUGAGCUCCCGC
Messenger RNA from Schizophyllum commune H4-8, 1281 nucleotides. RefSeq lists its product as uncharacterized. Lineage: Eukaryota; Fungi; Basidiomycota; Agaricomycetes; Agaricales; Schizophyllaceae. The record is from RefSeq and is a predicted model, not a curated record. Bases 331 to 1089 code for a protein of 252 amino acids. The transcript is spliced from 6 exons.